Molecule: messenger RNA, 3688 nt
Organism: Acanthochromis polyacanthus (spiny chromis)
Lineage: Eukaryota; Metazoa; Chordata; Actinopteri; Pomacentridae
Gene: lonp2
Product: lon peptidase 2, peroxisomal
Exons: 17
Coding region: 293-2824 (843 amino acids)
Biological process (GO): protein targeting to peroxisome; protein processing; protein quality control for misfolded or incompletely synthesized proteins
Cellular component (GO): peroxisomal matrix
Molecular function (GO): ATP-dependent peptidase activity; ATP binding; ATP hydrolysis activity
Source: RefSeq, a predicted model, not a curated record
CUGUCCGUAGUGGGUCCACCGAGUACAGGAUGUUCAGGAAGUAGAAUCAUAACAAGGUGGAAAAAAUACUCCAGAAGGUGUGUUGGUGGUGAUAAGGAAGCUGGAUUCAGUGCGAAAUAAACCCAAGCUCGCUUUAAUCUCUAAAACAAAAUUUAUAAGUGUGUUUUUCGUUGAUUCUCAGCCUGUUAGCUUCGUGUUUACACUAGCUAGUCCGCUUACGGUCGGACAAGUUUGUCUGCAGGACUUUGGCUGUAAAUAGUGACCUGUCAUCUAAAAAAAAAAACACACGACGAUGACCUCCGACGGUGGAAUCCAGAUACCGAGCCGUCUCCCGCUGCUGCUGACCCACGAAGGGGUGCUCCUGCCGGGUUCCACGGUGCGCUUCAGCGUGGACUCUCCGCGGAACAUGCACCUGGUGAGCCAACGGCUGCUGAAGGGAACGUCGCUGAAAAGCACCAUCAUCGGGGUGAUUCCCAACACCAGAGACCCGGAGCACGACACCGACGACCUCCCCACGUUACACAAAAUUGGUACAGCUGGGAUUGCUGUGCAGGUGGUGGGCAGUAACUGGCCGAAGCCUCACUACACCCUCCUCAUCACCGGACUCUGUCGCUUCAGUGUUUCAAGUCUGCUGAAGGAGAGACCGUUUGUCCUGGCAGAGGUGGAGCAGUUGGAUAAACUGGAGCAAUACACGACCCCAGCAACAAGUGGCGCCUCAGCAGAAGAUGGAGAGCUGGGGGAGCUGUCCCAGAAGUUCUACCAGGCUGCCGUACAGCUGCUUGGUAUGUUAGACAUGUCUGUUCCAGUGGUGGCGAAGUUCAGGCGUCUGUUGGACAGUCUUCCCAAAGAAACCCUACCGGAUGUGGUCGCUUCUAUGAUCCGCACCUCCAACAAGGAGAAACUGCAGGUCCUGGAUGCAGUAAGUUUGGAAGAGCGUUUUAAGAAGGCCUUGCCCAUGUUGACCCGCCAAAUAGAGGGACUAAAACUGCUGCAGAGAACCAGAAAAAUGAGUCCUGACAAUGAGAAGAGGGUGUUAUCAGUGCGUAAAGGCGGAGUGUUCCCGGGCCGGCAGUUCAAUCUGGAUGAGGAGGAUGAAGAUGACGAUGGAGAUGAUAUAACCGUGUUGGAGAGGAAGGUCAAUGGAGCCAACAUGCCUGAAGCUGCACUCAGAGUUUGCCUGAAGGAGCUGAAGAGAUUGAAGAAGAUGCCUCAGUCCAUGCCUGAGUACGCUCUGACCAGAAACUACUUGGAUCUGAUGGUGGAGCUGCCGUGGAGCAAAUGCACCAAAGACUGCUUGGACAUCCGAGCUGCUCGAACUCUAUUAGACAACGAUCACUAUGCCAUGGACAAGCUGAAGAGACGUGUGCUGGAGUACCUGGCUGUCAGACAGCUCAAGACUUCACUCAAGGGCCCCAUUCUGUGCUUUGUGGGGCCUCCAGGAGUCGGUAAGACCAGUGUGGGACGCUCCAUUGCCAGGACGCUGGGCAGAGAGUUUCACCGCAUCGCUUUGGGAGGCGUCUGCGACCAGUCUGAUAUCAGAGGACACAGGCGUACAUAUGUGGGGAGCAUGCCCGGCCGCAUUAUCAACGGUUUGAAGACGGUGGGCGUCAAUAAUCCCGUUUUCCUCCUGGACGAGGUGGAUAAACUGGGAAAAAGCCUGCAAGGAGACCCUGCAGCUGCUCUGCUAGAGGUCCUGGACCCAGAGCAGAACCACAGCUUCACCGACCAUUACCUCAACGUGGCCUUCGACCUCUCCCAAGUGCUCUUCAUUGCCACUGCAAACAACACAGCGACCAUUCCCCCGGCCCUGCUGGACAGGAUGGAGGUGCUGCAGGUACCAGGCUACACCCAGGAGGAGAAGGUGGAGAUCGCUCACCGCCACCUGAUCCCAAACCAGCUGGAGCAGCAUGGAUUAACCCCUCAGCAGCUGCAUAUACCUCAGGACACCACACAGGAUAUAAUCAGCAGAUACACUCGGGAGGCGGGUGUACGAUCCCUGGAGAGGAAGAUCGGUGCCAUCUGCCGAGCCGUCGCAGUGAAGGUCGCUGAGGGUCACCGACUAACCAAAACCGAAACUUCAACUGAGAUCCAGCAGCAGCAGGAGGGAGACAAGGCGGCGCCCCCGGAGAUGCCCAUAGUGAUCGACCACGUCGCCCUCAAAGACAUCCUGGGCCCUCCGCUGUUUGAAAUGGAGGUGUCCGAGCGGCUCACCCUGCCCGGCGUCGCUCUGGGCCUGGCCUGGACGCCGCUCGGCGGGGAGAUCAUGUUCGUGGAGGCCAGUCGGACGGAGGGGGAAGGUCAGCUCACUCUGACGGGUCAGCUGGGAGACGUUAUGAAGGAAUCCGCUCAUUUGGCCAUCAGCUGGCUGAGAGCGAACGCUAAAACCUAUCAGCUCACCAACAUGGUCGGGGGUCGGGAUCCUUUAGAGGGAACAGACAUCCACCUCCAUUUCCCUGCCGGAGCCGUCACCAAGGACGGUCCCUCUGCCGGCGUUACCAUAGUAACCUGCCUGGCUUCCUUGUUUAGCGGCCGACUGGUCAGAUCAGACGUCGCCAUGACAGGAGAGAUCACACUGAGAGGACUGGUGCUGCCGGUCGGUGGGAUCAAGGACAAGGUUCUGGCGGCUCACCGGGCCGGAGUGAAGAGAGUCAUCCUCCCGAAACGCAACGAGAAGGACCUGGAGGAGCUUCCGGCCAACGUCCGAGCCGACCUGGACUUCGUCAUGGCCUCGAACCUGGACGAGGUCCUGAACGCCUCCUUCGAUGGCGGGUUUCCAGGGACGAGCAGCUCACAUUCACACCCUCAGCUCAGCAGCAAACUGUAGCGAAAACACACAGCGGUGGAAACAUAAAGUUCAGACAGUGUUAACAGGUAGCGCUAACGAGAGAGAGAGGAUAUGGUCUUUAGGCUUGGACAUGUUUGACCUUGUAUGCAGAGGCAGGGAUACUCAGUCUUUACCUUAAGGUCCUUAAGGUUUACAUUUUCAAAAUUUAACAGCUAAUCUGAGCUAAAGAAGCUAUUAUUUAGCAUCGAAUGACUACAUGUUAUAUGAAGCAACAGCAGCCUGUUUAAUGAUGCAUAUUAACACUACACAGCCACUUACAGCUCAUGUCGAUCACACACUGUGGCCUUUUUUGUGCAGUUUUUUUCUGCACUUUUCUUACACGUAUAAACUGUAUUCGCAGCGCUGAAGCAUCCUCUGGUAAUGUGGAGGUGAGUUAAUUGAUUCUGCAGAGCAUCACUGAAGGAUUUAGCCUGAAAAACUGAAUAAUUAAAAGGGUUUGUGUACGUGAAGAUGGAUGAGAUUGAAUUCAGAUUUCAGCUAGUUAGCGGAUGUUCAGCUAAUUUCUGUAACUUACAGAUUUUCGAAUCAUUUAUUUGUGCAACUUUUAGACAGCUAGCUAGUUUGGCAACAUGUUUCUUACAGCGUCUAACACCUUCAAUUCAAGAAGUCUAGAUCAACUUUCUUUAACCAAGUCUGUUAAUUUACGCAGAAUCUAACAUAAUGGUCAAAUGAGGAGCUCAAAAAUUGUCACAAUGCAGUAAAAGGUGAUCAGACGCACGAGAGAUUUAACUGUAUAAUGUAAUUAAUUAAAUUAUUAAGAUGGAAUUGCACUUGUAAGGCUUUUUAGUUCACUUUGAACCUGCGAUCGCUUGAUAAAAUAAACCUAUUUUAGUCUAACAUGCA